This is a messenger RNA of Entrophospora candida, 447 nucleotides long. NCBI's taxonomy places the organism in Eukaryota, Fungi, Glomeromycota, Glomeromycetes, Entrophosporales, Entrophosporaceae. The record is from the annotation of a GenBank genome assembly.
AUGAAACUAGAAAUGUGUGGUUCAACAACAAGCACAAAACCUGAUGUCUGCAUCGAAACAUCUCAUCUCAUGAUAAAACUAUUAAUUAAGGAAGACAAGAAUUACCAAGUUUUCAAUAUAAAUACCGUUGCUGAACCACAAAUCAUAGCUGAAGCAAUAGGUGCAUUUCAGGAAAAUAGCAAAUUUGGACAACCUUUAGAAUCGCAGUUGUUGCCUUGUAUAACCAUGCUCGGAACCUGUCCUGCGUUCUAUUUAAUUGGAGUAGCUAAGGAGCUAGCGGAAUGUGUAAGAAUUGGAGACCACCCUAAGGAAAAGGCUAUUGUUAAAAGAUAUGCUAUUUCGGCACCAAUAAUUCCAAUGGGAGAUGCGAUGCUGUUACAAAAUCAUAGGCAUCAUAUAUUUCAAUGUUAUGAAGCGUUUAGAAAGUUCGUAGUAAGAAACAUGUAG